AUGAGUUCCUCAGAUAAGGGAAGUCUCAUAUUCAGGCUGGCCAUUAUCAUGGCAGCGGGCAGCUCUAGCCCCUCAUGGAUAACUUUUUAUCUUGCUCUGCUGGUAACGCUGGUGUCCCAGAGCAACGGAGGCUGUCAGGACGCGGGACUCUGUUGCGUUGGACAAAAUCGCUCUUGUGUUACUGAAGGCUGGAGAGAAGAUCCCUCCUAUGGGGAAUGUUACUGCGACCAGGCAUGCAAGACGACGUUGGACUGUUGUCAUGACUACGACCUUGCCUGUCCAGCCGUACCAUGUGUGGUGAGUGAAUGGAGAGUAUGGUCUGGCUGUUUGGAGGCGUGUAAGCACACUGUGCGCACCAGACUGAGGCGGGUGAUCCAGGAGGCACGUAAUGGUGGAGAACUCUGUCCAACCUUACAGCAGACUGCAGGCUGCGCUGAGUAUCAAGACCAGCACGGUACAUGUCUGCAAUCACUUGUCCCAGCUCUCAUCACCACUGGUGGCUAUGGAAAUGCUCGGAAAAAGAGGGAGAUUUCAUACACAAACAACAUCAUGGGGUACUGUGUGGAGUUUGAGAUCACCUCUCUGACGGUGGGUUGUCAGCGAAGCAUCAGUCCGCACACCCGCUGGAUGAGGUACCUGAAGGAGGGGCAUCAGGUGUGUGUGGAGUGCCAGCCGCCAGCUCUGCCACAGGGUCAACACCACUGCACAGGGGACGGCGAGAGCUCCGGCCCGGUUAAGACAUUAUCUCUGCAAUGGCAGGCCGUUGGGAACUCUCAGUGCAGAGGGGUAUGGCGACGGAUCCGCCGUCAAAACUCCUGUUCCUGCCCUACUGUACACAGUUUUCUCUUCAUCUAA
Molecule: messenger RNA, 855 nt
Organism: Triplophysa rosa
Lineage: Eukaryota; Metazoa; Chordata; Actinopteri; Cypriniformes; Nemacheilidae
Product: somatomedin-B and thrombospondin type-1 domain-containing protein
Exons: 5
Coding region: 1-855 (284 amino acids)
Source: RefSeq, a predicted model, not a curated record